This is a messenger RNA of Thamnophis elegans (Western terrestrial garter snake), 2332 nucleotides long. It is a transcript of the gene CIZ1, whose product is annotated as CDKN1A interacting zinc finger protein 1. Bases 123 to 2183 code for a protein of 686 amino acids. Gene Ontology annotation, cellular component: nucleus. Gene Ontology annotation, molecular function: zinc ion binding; nucleic acid binding. NCBI's taxonomy places the organism in Eukaryota, Metazoa, Chordata, Lepidosauria, Squamata, Natricidae. The record is from RefSeq and is a predicted model, not a curated record. The transcript has 15 exons.
AGCCGGCCGAGCCAGGAAGAGCCUCCGCCUCCUCCUCGUCCUCCGCCUCCUCCGCCAGCCGAGGCCGGCUCCCUUCCCGGUCCGCCUUCCCGACGGCCGCCCGGCGGUCUUCCUCCCCGGCCAUGUUCGGCCAGCAGCAUCUGCUUCGCUUGCAGCAGCUCCUCCAGCAGCAACAGCAGCAGCAGACCCCGCCGCCGCCCCCCCAACCGACGCCCAGCCGAACGGUGACGCCGUCUCAGCCACAGAUGUUAACUCUGCAGGCCCCCAGUCCGGCAGCCCUGCUCAACGCCAACCCUGUGCUCCAGCGAGCGCUUCUCCUGCACCAAAUGCAAGGUAACCUGAGGGGCUUCAAUGUGGCCGCUGCUCCUGUAUUACAGCAAUUCUUCCCUCAAGCCACUCGUCACUCUCUGCUGGGCCCCCCACCCAUCUCCCUCAAGCCCCCCCACCUGGGUUUCCCAGCCCUCCCAUUUCAUCGCCAGGCGAGGCCCUUUCGAAAGGAUUUUCCCAGGGUCGCGGAGAGGAAGCGAGAGGCAGAAGGCGCCUCAUCAUCCGUCCCGGAGCAAGGCGAGGAAGGGGCUGCACUGGUGGGAAAACAGCCCAGCUCUCCUCCUUCAGAGACCCACCUGGAGUCUUCUGAAGAGGGCGAACCAGCGGCCAAGCUGCCCCGAAGUGAAGUGGAGAUCCCCAAUGCUGAAGAUGCACCAGAGUUUCCCAAAGUAGAAGAUGCUCAGACAGGAGGAGACACAGAAUUCGUGGCAACAGAUGCUGGGGAAGGGGAGGUCACCGCGGAGGCUUCGGAGGAGAACUUUGAAGAGGAGGAGAAGACCUCAGAGGUGCUGAGCAAUGCAGGCGCCUUGAAGGUGACCAUCCAGCAGAGCAGCGAGAGCCGAGCCAUCAGCACCACGCCGGCCCUCAAGCUGGGCCCCUCCGGGCCCCCCCUGCAAGCCCCCCCUGGGGCCACCUUGAAAUUCUACUGCUACAUCUGCAGAAGCAACUGCUACAACCAACAGAAUUUCCAGGCUCACCUGUCAGGGGUUCAACACCAGCAGCGGCUUCAGGAAAUCCAGGAGAGAAGCAACGUUUGCCUCGCCUCCCAGCCGCCUUUGGGGAAGGAGCCAGCGGUGCCAGCCGAGAGAGAUGGCGAGAGCCAGCCACGCUGGUGUAACACCUGCCAGGUGAAUUUCAAAGGUGACCUCAUCAAACACCGGAGGACUCAGGAACACAAGCUGGCCAAACGCUUCCUCCGUCCCUUUUGCACCGUCUGCAGUCGAUACUUCAAAACUCCCCGCAAGUUUGUGGAGCACAUGAAGUCCUUAGAGCACAAGCAGAAGGCUAAAGAGGUGAGACUGGGUGAGAAAGACCUGGGGAGCCCCGAGGAUUCCGAGGAGCUGAUCACGGUGGACGCCGUAGGGUGCUUUGAAGAGCAGGACGAGGAUGAGGAAGAGGAGGAUGAGGAAGCAGGGGAGGGGCCCCAGCUGGAUCCAGCGGAGGCUGCGAAUCAACAGGUUGGGCAGAGAGAAACGUCUGUGGAAGACCCUGGAGGAAAUGCCGAGUAUCGUCCGGACAUGGUCUAUGGCCUGGAAUUCCUGGUGCCCGUGGCGGGAUUCCUGUGCCGGCUGUGCCACAAAUUCUACUCAAGCGACUCGGCCACGCGGCUCACCCACUGCAAGUCCCGGAUGCAUUUCGAGAACCUGCAGCGGUACAGGGCCUCUCAGCUCCAGGCCACUGGCGGACACACAGCGACCCCCUCACAGCUGACGGACUCCCAACCUCCCUCCGCGACCAAAACGCCCGAUCCAGAAGAGGCCGUCACGGGACGCCAGAGAAUCCCGCCCCCUUGCGAGUCCCCCGAGGUAAUCCAGACGUGCUCUGGGUACUUUGAAACGGAGGACAUCUGCGGAGUCCUGGUCAUUGACGAGAGGAGCAGCCCCUCCUCGGCGGGGAGCGAGAGCUCGGUGGGGCACGACGGUGAGGGGUCAGGGGAGGGGGCCGGACUGCACCCCCCGGGAGAACAGCCUGGCUUGGAAAUGCAGCAAAAACUGGCUGUAGAACCUGCCUCAAUGGAGCCAGGAGAAGCCGAACCGAGCGAAGGGCCGGCCAGCCAAGAUGGGGCGCCAUCCACGCCGGGCGAAGGGGAGACGGUCACUACCCCCCGGAGGUCCAGCCGGCGUAGGGCAAGAUGAGAGCAGAGGCGAAGCUAUUUUUCCCCCUCUGUAGUUUCCCCCCCCCCCCCAAGAGUUUCCUUCCCUCCCUUGGCCUUAUGACUUUUAGCAAAAGAGAAACUUCUACUUUUCCUAGUUGGUUGUUUAAAAAAUAAAAUUUAAAAGAAAAA